UUCGCAUUGCUCUAAUGAGAAGCAAUGGAAAACAUUAUUUCCUUUCCAUCAAAUACUAUGGCGGCUGUUUCCCUUACUGUUGCCUUGUUGAUUACUUCAUUUCUUUGGCUUUCACGAAACAUGUUCCUUAAGAAAAGAAAAGCAGCUCCAGAAGCUGGUGGUGCGUGGCCGCUACUCGGCCAUCUUCAUCUCCUAGGAGGUCCGCAACCACCGCACGUGGUGCUAGCAAACAUGGCUGAUAAAUACGGUCCGAUCUUUAGCAUAAAGAUGGGCGUACAUAAAACCCUAGUUAUAAGCAAUCGGGAAACUGCAAAAGAAUGUUUCACCACCAAUGAUAGAGCCUUCGCGGAUCGUCCAAAAAUUCUUGCUAUGGAGGUUUUGGCUUACGAUCGUGCCAUGAUAGGGUUCAGCCCGUACGGAAAUUACUGGCGUCAAACGCGCAAGAUUGCCAUACUUGAGCUCCUGUCUAACCACCGAAUAGAAAUGACGAAAGAUGUACGAGAAUCCGAGAUGAGAACUGCUUUGAAAGAGCUGUACAAAGCAUGGGACAAGGAUAAACGCUCGAAUAAUGAUAAGGUUUUGGUGGAGAUGAGAAGAUGGUUUGGUGAUAUAACGUUAAACGUAAUUCUUAACAUUAUUGUCGGGAAAUCUGUCGGGUAUGUGACUACGAAUGAACAGAGCGACGAAGAAUGGAAACAAGCGUUGAGGGAUUUUUUUCAUUUGUCCGGAAGGUUUGUGGCAGCUGAUGCCUUGCCGUUUUUGAGGUGGUUCGAUAUUGGCGGGUAUGAAAAGGCUAUGAAGGAUACUGCAAACAAACUAGAUAUUAUUGCUGAAGAGUGGCUCAAGGAGCAUAAAGAAAAAAAAGCUUGCGGUCCAAGAAAAGAGGAUUUCAUGGAUCUGAUGCUUGAUCUUAUCGAUGAGGAAGCAGAAGCAAAUCUCGGUCGCGAUUCUGAUACGAUUAACAAAGCAACGUGCCUGGCUCUUAUUUUGGCAGCAGCAGACACAUCAUCUGUUACUUUGAUGUGGGGCUUAUCGUUAUUAGUUAAUAAUCCUCAUGUCAUGAGAAAAGCUCAAGAUGAGCUUGAUAUUCAUAUCGGCAGAGACAGGCAAGUACGUGAAUCCGAUAUUAACAAUUUGGUUUAUCUCAAAGCAAUAGUUAAAGAAACUCUGCGUUUAUAUCCGGCUGCACCGCUUUCACUGCCACAUGAAUCCAUGGAAGACUGCACCAUAGCUGGUUACGAUGUUCCAAAAGGCACAAGACUGUUUACUAAUCUUUGGAAGAUUCACCGCGAUCCAAAAAUGUGGCCGAGUCCUUUAGAAUAUCGGCCAGAAAGAUUUCUUACAAGUCAUAAAGAUUUUGACGUGAGAGGACAAAACUUUGAGUUUUUACCAUUUGGUAGUGGUAGAAGAAUGUGUCCCGGAAUAUCUUUUGCACUUCAGAUCUUGCAAUUGACAUUAGCUACGUUGCUUCAUGGUCUUGAUUUUUCGUCGCCGACGGGUGAGCCGAUUGAUAUGACGGCAAGUCUUGGAAUGACUAAUAUUAGAGCGACCCCACUUGAAAUCCUCAUCAAUCCACGCCAUGGAUCUCAUCUCUAUCAGUAAAUUAAAUGUGAUUUACUUGUUAGCUUUGAUUUGCAGCACAUCUCAAGAAAAAAAAAAUUGUAUUGGUUAUUUAAUUUUGAUAGUUUCAUAUCAAAAUCAUACACCUCAGUGAUGAUCAAUACACUUAUUAUAAAAAUAAGUGUUGACAUGUUAAAUUUGGUUCGUUAGUAACAA
Molecule: messenger RNA, 1776 nt
Organism: Mercurialis annua (annual mercury)
Lineage: Eukaryota; Viridiplantae; Streptophyta; Magnoliopsida; Malpighiales; Euphorbiaceae
Product: cytochrome P450 CYP82D47-like
Exons: 2
Coding region: 25-1602 (525 amino acids)
Biological process (GO): defense response to other organism
Molecular function (GO): iron ion binding; heme binding; monooxygenase activity
Source: RefSeq, a predicted model, not a curated record